GAGUGUGUGUGUGUGUGUGAGAGAGAGAGAGAGAGUGUGUGUGUGUGUGUGAGAGAGAGAGAGAGAGAGAGUGUGUGUGUGUGUGUGUGUUGAACUGCGGCAGGAAAAUGGCGAUGUAAGGGAAGAGUCCGCUUCUCCGGGAGGAUCAUGGGAAACGCCAGCAGUGAGAGAAGUGCACAAGGUGAGAAAAGCCAGAGGAGCCGUGGCAGUAAAGAUGCUAAAAUCCUCCUGCCCGAUGAUGCGGACCUGUUCACGGAUGAUGCGAAGGAGUUCCUGGCGUGGCAAAAGGAUGUUCAGUCAGAGAAUAAGGGUACUGUUGAACACCCCACGGUGUUUGAAUGGUCCAGUCCUGCGAAAGAGGUUUACGUCUCUGGCUCAUUUAAUAACUGGGCCACAAAAAUCCCUCUGUCCAAAAGCCACAAUAACUUUACGGGAAUCGUCGACCUUCCUGAAGGAGAGCAUCAUUAUAAGUUUUACGUUGAUGGACACUGGACUUUAGAUCCUAAGAAGCCUGUUGUCACCAGUAAAUCAGGCGUCGUUAACAACGUGGUUCUGAUACGCAAGAAGGACUUUGAGGUUUUCGACGCCCUGAAAAACGACUCUGAGAUAUGUGCUGACAUGUCGGACUUCUCCAGCUCUCCGCCCGGACCGUACCAUCAGGACCCGUACUCGAUUAAAGCAGAGGAGCGGCUCCGCACCCCCCCCAUCCUGCCCCCUCACCUGCUGCAGGUUUUGCUCAAUAAAGACACCGGUGUCUCGUGUGAUCCCGCUCUGCUUCCUGAACCCAACCACGUGAUGCUCAAUCACCUGUACGCUCUCUCCAUCAAGGAUGGUGUGAUGGUUCUCAGCGCCACUCAUCGCUACAAAAAGAAAUACGUCACUACUCUGCUCUACAAACCCAUAUGAGCUCAUGUUUUGCACGUGGCUACGUCUUUAACCCGGGCCAUCACCGCUAUCACACACACGAGGAGGAAACGCAGCCCUGUGAUCAUGUGGGCGAUUUAGAUGUUCGCCAAAGUUCAGUCACGAAGCUGCAGUAUUCACCAAAAUCCAUUACUGUAUCUGUUAUUCACGCUACAUUCCAGUGAAAGAUUAGCCUGGUUAGCACUGUGUGAGUCUUUAAAGUGAAAAUUCAGAAGUGUUCCAGCACUGAUUUUUUAUUUUUACUGGAUCUGUCUGCCUUAUAAAAUAUUUUCAUUACAUUUGUUAGUAUACACUUCAGUCUAAGAUUAAAAUUUUGUACUAAACAAGUGAAACAUCAUGUUUAGCCAAUGAAUAAAUUGUUGGACAAAAUCACCUAAAA
This is a messenger RNA of Clarias gariepinus (North African catfish), 1303 nucleotides long. It is a transcript of the gene prkab1b, whose product is annotated as protein kinase, AMP-activated, beta 1 non-catalytic subunit, b. Bases 148 to 906 code for a protein of 252 amino acids. The transcript is spliced from 8 exons. Lineage: Eukaryota; Metazoa; Chordata; Actinopteri; Siluriformes; Clariidae. Gene Ontology annotation, biological process: signal transduction. Gene Ontology annotation, molecular function: protein kinase binding. Gene Ontology annotation, cellular component: cytoplasm; nucleotide-activated protein kinase complex; nucleus. The record is from RefSeq and is a predicted model, not a curated record.